UGCUGCUGCUGGCGUCUCUGCGACACACAUGCACUGUUUGUAUAACUGAUAAGGAAAGAGAGCGAGAGAGAGAGAGAGAGGGCGAGAGAGAGAGGGGGUAGAGACAGAGGGAGGGAAGAAGGAAGGGAAAACAGCUCAAGAGACUGAACCCAAAGUUUAUGGUUGGACUCAGACACAGAAAGACGACCGAGGAGAUGCAAACGGAGGCGCAGGGACGCGGCGGAGGAGGCCCAGUGUCUGAGGGGGAAGGUGGCUCUGGUGACCGGGGGCGCCCAGGGCAUUGGGAGGGCCGUGGUCCAGUCCCUCCUGCAGAGCUCAGCCAAGGUGACCGUGGUGGACCUGAACAAGAGCAGAGGGGACGAGUGCAAGGCCCAGCUGGACGCGAGUUCGGCGCCGGCAGCAGCCUCUUCGUUCAGUGCGAUGUGUCCAACGCGGAGCAGCUCCGAGACGCCUUCCAGACCACUGUGGACCAGUUCGGAACGUCUGGACAUAGUCAUCAACAACGCCGGCAUCAACAAUGAAAAGAACUGGGAGAAGACCGUCCAAGUCAACCUGACCUCUGUCAUACAGGGAACCUAUCUGGCACUGGAACACAUGAGCAAAGAGUACGGCAAGGCAGGCGGCACCAUCAUCAAUGUGUCCUCAAUGGCAGCCUUCUUGCAUUCCCCCCAUCAGCCCGUCUACACGGCCACCAAGCACGGCGUCAUCGGCUUCACCAGGGCCAUAGCGGACGCCUCCUCGCUGGGAGACUACGGCGUCAGGAUCAACGUCCUGUGCCCGGCCUUCGUGGACACGCCUCUGCUGAGCUCUGUGGAGCACGAGGACAACAUGGGCAAGUUCGUCAAGUUCAAGGACGAUUUCAAGCUCAGCAUGAAAAAGUUUGGGGUUUUAACGCCGGCGCUGGUCGCUGAGGGCAUGAUGAGGCUGAUCAUGGACCCCAGCCUGAACGGAGCCGUGAUGAAGAUCACCUGCUCCAAGGGGAUCCACUUCCACACCUACGAACCCAUGUCUGCAUGAGCCGGGCCGCGUCUGGCUGCUACCAGUUCACUGUGUCAGAGAUAUAAUAAGUUAAUAGUGAUGUUAAAUAUAUGAUGAUGAUAGUGUGGUAAUAAACAUGUAGCUGUGUCUCA
Molecule: messenger RNA, 1130 nt
Organism: Betta splendens (Siamese fighting fish)
Lineage: Eukaryota; Metazoa; Chordata; Actinopteri; Anabantiformes; Osphronemidae
Gene: hpgd
Product: 15-hydroxyprostaglandin dehydrogenase
Exons: 7
Coding region: 421-1017 (198 amino acids)
Cellular component (GO): cytoplasm
Molecular function (GO): oxidoreductase activity, acting on the CH-OH group of donors, NAD or NADP as acceptor
Source: RefSeq, a predicted model, not a curated record